Messenger RNA from Ichthyophthirius multifiliis, 780 nucleotides. Its product is annotated as protein kinase domain protein. Gene Ontology annotation, molecular function: protein kinase activity; ATP binding. The record is from RefSeq and is a predicted model, not a curated record. The transcript has 5 exons. Gene Ontology annotation, biological process: protein phosphorylation. NCBI's taxonomy places the organism in Eukaryota, Ciliophora, Oligohymenophorea, Hymenostomatida.
AUGGAAGAAAAUAAAAAGCUAAUAGGUUCAUCCACAACUGACUUUACAAUAAUAAAAGAAUUAGGAAGAGGCUCUUAUGGAGUUGUUUAUAAAGUUUUUUCUAAUAUAAAUAAAAAAGAAUAUGUACUCAAAAAAAUUAAUAUUAAACACAUGAAAUAAAAGCAUUAAACUGAAGCCUUAAAGGAAGCUUAAAUUUUAAGAAAAGUUAAAAAUGAUAAUAUUAUUAGGUAUUAUACUUCUUUUGUUGAAAAUUAUUGUUUAUAUAUUGUUAUGGAAUAUGCUGAUGGAGGUGAUCUUCAAUAAGUAAGUAAUUUUUUUAUUAAAUAAAUAUAAUUUUUUAAAAAGCUUUUAAGAGAUAAAAGAGAAAAAAAGAAAUGUUUUAGUGAGUCAUAAAUUUGGGAAUUUGCUUAAGAUUUAAUAAAAGCAGUUGAUUAUUUACAUAGAAAUAAUAUUAUUCAUAGAGAUAUAAAAACUUUAAACAUAUUUUUAACUAAAGAUAAUAAAAUUAAAUUAGGAGAUUUAGGUGUGUCAAAAAUUAUUUCAAGUUAAGCUGCUUUGCAAGGAACAAGGGUAGGAACUCCUUUAUACCUUUCUCCGGAGUUAGUAAAAUAGUAACCUUACGAUUUGAAAGUUGAUAUAUGGGCAAUAGGUGUAGUAUUAUAUCAUAUAAGUGCAUUAGAACCACCGUUUUAAGGAGAAAAUUUAAUAGCAUUAGGAUAUAGUAUAUUUUAUAAAUAAAAUGUUAGAAAAAAAUCCAACAUUAAGACCAAGAGCAUGUGA